Molecule: messenger RNA, 1994 nt
Organism: Ornithodoros turicata
Lineage: Eukaryota; Metazoa; Arthropoda; Arachnida; Ixodida; Argasidae
Gene: Cdc23
Product: cell division cycle protein 23 homolog
Exons: 2
Coding region: 45-1763 (572 amino acids)
Biological process (GO): cell division; anaphase-promoting complex-dependent catabolic process; protein ubiquitination
Cellular component (GO): anaphase-promoting complex
Molecular function (GO): protein binding
Source: RefSeq, a predicted model, not a curated record
UACGGCCAAGCCAAGCCUUGUUGCUGUUGCGGAACCAACCUAAGAUGGCGGAUAUUUCGACUUGGGAUUUGUGUCGCGUCAAGGGUGAUUUGUGCCGAUCUCGUCGUGAAUGUGCCAUUCGCGGACUCCGACAGAGUGCAAGAUGGGCCUCGGAGCUGGCGUAUGCUUUAAAAGACGUCGUCGUUCAACCAGUGACUCCAGAACCGAGCGAGGACGACGACACAUACCACCUCGCCCGGUCGUAUUUCGACUUGCAAGAGUACGACAGGGUGGCGCAUUUCACUGAAGAUGCCAAGAGCAGUAGGACCAAGUUUCUUCAUUUUUAUUCCAAGUACUUAUCCGGUGAGAAGAAGAGGCUUGACGACGUUGUCGACCCUGUCACUGCUAGCGAUCGCGGUGGAAACCCAGCGUUGAAGGAUCUCCGCGUCGAACUUGAACAGCAGCACAAAGACCUCGACGGCUACUGCCUCUACCUUUACGGAGUGGUGCUCAAACGCUUACAGCUGCACAAGCUAGCUGUAGAUGUGCUCACCGAAGCCGUGCAUCGGGAACCGCUCCAUUGGGGAGCGUGGCUCGAACUGGCUUCGCUGGUCACCGACAAAGAUACGCUCGUCAGCUUACGACUUCCCGAUCACUGGAUGAAGAAAUUCUUCAUCGGUCAUACUUACCUAGAACUGCAGUUGAACGAAGAGGUUCUAGAGAUCUACCACCAGUUACAAAGCAACGGCUUCGAAUCGAGCACCUAUUUAAUGGCGCAAAUAGCGAUAGCCUAUCACAAUAUGAGGAUAGUGGAUCGUGCUAUCCAAGGCUUUCAAGCGUUGCAACGCGUCGAUCCUUACCGGCUGGACAACAUGGACAUUUACUCUAAUCUCCUUUAUGUCAAAGAGCUGCGCGUCGAGCUCAGCCAUUUAGCCCAUCACACCUGCUCCAUCGAUAAAUACAGAGCCGAAACGUGCUGCGUCAUCGGCAACUUCUAUUCCCUGAGGUCUCAGCACGAGAAAGCGGUCCUGUACUUCCAACGUGCCCUGCGGCUGAAUCCAAACUAUUUUGCUGCCUGGACGCUCAUGGGGCACGAGUACAUGGAGAUGAAGAACACCAAUGCAGCCAUUCAGGCGUAUCGCCAGGCCAUUGAAGUGAACAGGCGAGACUACAGGGCUUGGUACGGACUGGGACAGACGUACGAGAUACUGAAAAUGCCAAAUUACUGCCUCUAUUAUUACAGGCAAGCGCAACAGCUACGUCCCAACGACUCCAGAAUGAUGGUCGCCCUCGGAGAAGCCUACGAGAAACUGGACAAGUUCCAGGAGGCGAAGAAGUGCUUCUGGAAAGCGCACGCCGUCGGCGACAUAGAAGGAAUGGCGCUCCUCAAGCUGGCCAAAGUCUACGAACGGCUCAACGAGGACGAAGAGGCGAGGGCCGCUUUUCAGGACUACAUCCGCAGCGGAGACUCUCGGGGCGCGGGCGACAGGGAAGACCAGGCGCACGCCUACCUGUUUCUCGCGAGGUACUGCGUCAAGCGGAACCUUCCAGAAGAGGCGUACGAGUACGCGCACAAGUGCACAGAGUUUCCGGAAACCAAGGAGGACGCGAAGGGGCUCCUCAAGCAGCUCGCGGACACCAGGGUGUCGGACAACGGUUCCAUGCAGGUGGAAAUGCAGGAGGAUUCUCCGGACGUUCGUCUGCCCGGCUGUCCCGGGCCGAACCACAGUGGGACCACGCCGUUCCUGUCCGACGUGUUUCAGUUUCGUACUCCGUUUAAAUGAUGAACGGGAUUUCUAGGGCAGAUUGUUGGUAGUUGUUGUUGUUCCUUUGUGCACCCUAUCAUGAUGAACCUUAUUUAAGAGUUGUCCUUUCGGAGUACUCAUAAUACGAGCAGUGACUGAUGUACAGAUGAGAGCUUAUAUACACAUUUAUGGAACGUGAGGGUUUUGUUUUGGUAUAUUAAAACGUGUCGCGCAGUUUAAGAACUGCAACGGAAAUUUGGCUUUUCCUGC